Molecule: messenger RNA, 261 nt
Organism: Pseudogymnoascus destructans
Lineage: Eukaryota; Fungi; Ascomycota; Leotiomycetes; Thelebolales; Thelebolaceae
Exons: 2
Coding region: 1-261 (86 amino acids)
Source: RefSeq, a predicted model, not a curated record
AUGAUCCUGACACUGUCGGCGUGGAGUGAGGACAGUACUAUCACCGUCCUCAGGGCGAGACCAAGGGCGGGCGUUUCUGGUUUCCUCGAAUGGAACCCAUCGCGGCCGUGGAUGAGGCAAUGGGCGGUCCUGGGACCAGGAGUUGGAGUGGCGGCAAGGAAGCCGCAAGAGUUGAAAGGCACGCCAGCAAGCAAGAAAGGCAAAGAGGAACUGAAGAAUGGCAAACGAAACAGCGAAGGAAAUGACAGAGGCGAAUGGUGA